Lingula anatina is the source of this 1702-nucleotide messenger RNA. RefSeq names its product bifunctional peptidase and (3S)-lysyl hydroxylase Jmjd7. The record is from RefSeq and is a predicted model, not a curated record. Lineage: Eukaryota; Metazoa; Brachiopoda; Lingulata; Lingulida; Lingulidae.
CAUUUGAGAACAGUUAAAAGUAGCUGGAUUGGGCCGAUGAUGGACACCUUUAGAGUGGCCUUGACCCAAUAAGAGUCAAGCAUGUCUGGUUCAAUGUGUAAAAACAUUUUAGAAUGUUUUGAACUACUUUCGCUGGAAUCUGAAGAGCUAUUUAUUCCUUUAGAAGUUCCCGUAAUUGACAGUAUAGAGCCUUUAUCGUUCCUUAGAGACUAUGUUAAUCGAAAUGUACCUGUGGUCAUCAGGGGUUUGACUGAACACUGGCCAGCUCUGAGCAAAUGGAACCCAGGUUAUUUGAGGUCCAAAAUUGGACAGAAAACAGUAUCUGUGGCAGUCACACCCAAUGGCUAUGCAGAUGCAGUGUCUGGUAACAAAUUUGUGAUGCCAGAAGAAAGGCAAAUUACAUUCAACAAGUUUUUAGAUAUACUGGAAAAUAAAGACACAGUGCCAGGGAUAUUUUACAUACAAAAACAAAACUCAAAUUUUACUGAAGAGUUUCCAGAAUUGUUGCCUGAUGCUGAAAGUGAAAUUGAAAUGGCUACCAAAGCUUUUGGAAAAACUCCUGAUGCUGUAAAUUUUUGGAUGGGAGAUGCUAGAGCAGUCACUUCUUUGCAUAAAGACCAUUAUGAAAACUUGUACUGUGUAGUCAAAGGCCACAAAACUUUCAUUUUGAUACCACCCACAGACCAACCCUUCAUACCAUAUGGGACAUACCAAGCUGCUCAUUAUGAAGAAACCUCACGUGGGUCAUUUUCUGUUAUUGAUGAAAAGGAAAUUGGAAAAGUUCCAUGGAUCCCAGUAGAUCCUCUUAAUCCAGAUACAGUCACGUAUCCCUUAUUUGCCAAAGCACACAUUCUCACAGUAACUGUUCAUGAAGGGGAGACCCUCUAUUUGCCAUCCUUGUGGUUUCAUCACGUUCAGCAGUCACAUGGAUGCAUUGCAGUCAACUAUUGGUAUGAUAUGGAAUAUGACAUCAAGUACAGUUAUUUUAAAUUUGUGGAAAGCUUGACUCAAUUUAUGACAAGUUCUGAGAGAAGAGAGAAACAUGUCAUGGAGGAUCCAGUUACUUAAAAUACUCUUCUAAGAAGUAUUUUUAAAGGGGUGGUGCAAUGGUUUUUAGAAAAGAACUAUGUCAGUUACCAGUAACUUUUUUUUUUUGCAUGAUUUUUAAAAAUGUAACAUGUUUCAUCAUGUUUUUUAUGAUAUUUCAGUAACACAGCGGGGAGUAAAGAUGUGGUUACUGGUGCGGGGGAUUAUUUAUUUAUUUAUUUAUUUAUUUAUUUAUUUAUUUAUAUAUUAAGCUAUUUAUUGAGGGUAGAAACAUGGUAGGCGUAAGUCUAAAAUUUAUCUUCCCGAUGGAGUAUCAGUGCACUAACAUGUAGUAAGAGUUGAGCCCCUUCUGUCACCAUUGGUGUUGACCAACUGAAUGGAGACUAAAUGUCUCUUCAGUGUACAAUUAUAUAAAGUAGACCCCAACACCCAACACCAACAGGUUACAUGUACUAUAAAUUAAUGGGCCUGAGUCAGAACCCGCAAAGUACUGCCCUUUUUACAGGCAGGUCCUUAUGUUAGUGUACUGGAAAUAUUGAGAGUCAGAGAUGAAUACAAAGGAAACACUUGGCUGUCAACAUUUCCCCACUUAGCCUGGCUUUUUACUUUGUUGCGAUGUUAUUUUUAACUAAUAAAAGCAGUGUUUGAGGCUUGA